Messenger RNA from Tupaia belangeri chinensis (Chinese tree shrew), 1416 nucleotides. RefSeq names its product cathepsin K (gene CTSK). Bases 201 to 1190 code for a protein of 329 amino acids. Gene Ontology annotation, biological process: proteolysis. Lineage: Eukaryota; Metazoa; Chordata; Mammalia; Scandentia; Tupaiidae. The record is from RefSeq and is a predicted model, not a curated record. Gene Ontology annotation, molecular function: cysteine-type peptidase activity. The transcript has 8 exons.
GGUGCAAAUCCACUGCUCCUUCCUGCCUCCCAACCCCCCUUCUCUCAGCAUUUCUAUCCCCGCCUUCCUUAUCCAAAUUUUCCUGCCAACUGUUAGAGCUGACUUCCGCAAUCCUGAUGGAAUAAAUCUAGUGUCCCCAGUCCACAUUAGCCAUACUUCCCUGCCGAAACGAGCCCAGACAACAGAUUCCCAUCAGCAGGAUGUGGGGGCUCAAGCUUCUGCUGCUACCCAUGGUGAGCUUUGCUCUGUACCCUGAGGAGAUUCUGGACACCCAGUGGGAGCUCUGGAAGAAGACCUAUGGCAAGCAAUAUAACAGCAAGGUUGAUGAAAUAUCUCGGCGUUUAACCUGGGAGAAAAACCUGAAGUAUAUUUCUAUCCAUAAUCUUGAGGCUUCUCUUGGUAUCCAUACAUAUGAACUGGCCAUGAACCACUUGGGGGAUAUGACCAGUGAAGAGGUGGUUCAAAAGAUGACUGGACUCAAAGUACCCCCAUCUCAUUCCCUUAGCAAUGAUACCCUGUAUAUCCCAGACUGGGAGGGCCGAACUCCAGACUCUGUUGACUAUCGAAAGAAGGGAUAUGUUACUCCUGUCAAAAACCAGGGUCAGUGUGGUUCCUGUUGGGCUUUUAGCUCUGUGGGUGCCCUAGAGGGCCAACUCAAGAAGAAAACCGGCAAACUCUUAAAUCUGAGUCCCCAGAACCUGGUGGAUUGUGUGUCUGAGAAUGAUGGCUGCGGAGGGGGAUAUAUGACCAAUGCUUUCCAGUAUGUUCAGAAGAACCGGGGUAUUGACUCUGAAGAUGCCUAUCCAUAUGUGGGACAGGAUGAAAGUUGUAUGUACAACCCAACAGGCAAGGCAGCUAAAUGUAGAGGGUACAGAGAGAUCCCUGUGGGGAACGAGAAGGCCCUGAAGAGGGCAGUGGCCCGAGUGGGACCCGUUUCUGUGGCCAUUGAUGCAAGCCUGACCUCCUUCCAGUUUUACAGCAAAGGUGUGUAUUACGAUGAAAACUGCAGUAGUGACAAUGUGAACCACGCGGUUUUGGCAGUGGGAUAUGGGGUCCAGAAAGGAAGCAAGCACUGGAUAAUUAAAAACAGCUGGGGAGAAAACUGGGGGAGAAAAGGCUAUAUCUUCAUGGCUCGGAGUAAGAACAACGCCUGUGGCAUCGCCAGCCUGGCCAGCUUCCCCAAGAUGUGAUUCCAGCCAGCCAGUCCCAUCCUUCUCUUUCAUUCCUUCUAUGAUGAUGCAGAUGGUGCAAUGCAAUGACGUACUUUAGGAGGCAACUGGUGUGCCAUUUUUGAAGCAGAUGUGGUGGCACUGAGAUUGUCUUGGUUCAGUUUCCACAUUUGUUUGUGCUUCAAGUUAUAUCCCUACUACUUCCCUUCCCUUCCCUUCACCCAAGGCCUUUUUAAUUGUGGCCACA